AUGAUCUAUGACCGCGACGGGACGUUGGACGGCCAUAUUUUGGCGGGGGCAUCAAAUAAUAAUGGAAAAGGGGGACGACCAGCAGCCCCAGUCGACGUUGGGUCUCCUUUACUCGAUUGGGAGGAAGGGGAUCGUUUCAGUUUCGAAGAUUCAGAGCGCUUCGAAGAAGAUUCCUUGUGUAGCUGGACUUCGGAACCCGAAAGUCUGUGUAACAAUUGGCGGGGAUGGAGAAGACCCAACCUUCAAAAUGCUUUCGGACCACGUUCAACGAAAAAAUCCAUUCAAGAGAAAUUGGUGUCAUCAUUAAGUGAACUGGCAGCCAAAUGUGUCGCCAGUCACAUACCAUUUGAACUUGUGGAACAUGUUUAUCCGCCUGUGCCUGAACAACUGCAGCUUCAGAUAGCAUUCUGGAGCUUUCCGGAUAGUGAGGAUGACAUCCGACUAUAUUCCUGCCUGGCAAAUGGCUCGGCUGAUGAAUUUCAAAGAGGAGAACACUUAUAUAGAGACAGAGCUGUUAAAGAUGUCCUACAAAUUGGUUUUCAUCUCUCUGCCACUGUUACACCUAGUAUGACAAGAGCACAAUUCAAUGUAGCAGUGACAUUUGAUAGACAAAAGAUAUCUUCAUGCAACUGUACCUGUUCAUCCUCAGCUCAUUGGUGUUCACAUAUAGUUGCUGUAUGCUUAUACAGGAUACAUCUUCCAACACAAGUAUGUCUCAGAGCACCAGUAUCAGAAUCAUUGCAAAGAUUGAGAAGAGAUCAGUUGCAGAAGUUUGCACAAUACCUUAUAUCAGAGUUACCUCGUCAAGUUCUACCGACAGCUCAAAGAAUUCUGGAUGAACUACUGUCAGCUCAGCCUAACCAGAUAAACACGACCUGUGGCGCUCCGGACCCCACAGCGGGGGCUUCGGCCUACGAAUACACAUCAUGGUUCCUCGAUGAAAAGACUUUGCAUAAUAACAUCAAAAAGAUUUUAGUCAAAUUCUGUGUGCCUGCACCUAUAGUUUUUAGUGAUGUUAACUAUUUGAGUACAAGCGCGCCCCCAGCGGCAUCAGAAUGGUCGUCAUUGUUGCGUCCAUUGAGAGGAAGAGAACCAGAGGGAAUGUGGAACUUACUCUCUAUAGUGAGAGAGAUGUUCAAAAGGAGCGACAGAAACGCGAUACCGUUACUCGAAAUCAUAACCGAGGAGGUUAUGGCCUGCGAACAGAUAAUAGUAUGGUGGUACAGCACUAAGGCGUCGUUGGUGGCGUGGGGAGGUGGUGGUAAGCACGGCGCCGCUGGUAACUCUGCGGCACAACACGCGUGUUCAUCGCUAUGUGAUGAGGUCGUCGUGUUGUGGCGUUUGGCGGCUCUCAAUCCAGGGUUGGCACCCCACGAGAGAGAUACACUUCAUGAACAAUUCGCUCAAUGGCAUAUGAAAGUGCUUGAUAAGGUGGCCAAAAACCGUAAUAAUCACAUAAACACUUCUCACCCUCGCCAUCGAGCACAUCACUCACCGUACAUCAAUGGUAUCAGUGAGAAUGAAGUAUUCCCAGGAUUCCAUCCAGCCAUGGAGGCGUGCUUCCUUGAAUGGGAUGACUAUCAAAUCCAAGGUGUGACAUACACCAAAGAUCUGAAUCCUCUAUAUCACAGCCCAUUCACAAUCUUCAGACAUACCGACAAAGACAGUGUUCAUCAGGUGAAUUCGUCAAAGGCUGUACUUAAUAAUGAAAUGUCACUCAGUUAUCGUCUAACAAAUCCUGAUCCUUCAUUACACGGACAUAGAACAGUUGUUCAUAGAACCAGUAGAAUAACAGUUGAUAUGGCCAUACCUGGACCAUCGAGUCAGCCUUGCGGGUCCGGCGAGGGUCGCAGUGAUGUCGCACGCGACUCUGGCCCUAACGAUGGGAAUCAUUCAAGUGUUUCAUCCGAAGGUUUUUGCGAGAACGAGGAAGAGAUUCUCCAGCAGAGCGGUGGUGAUACAGAUUCACAGGAGUCAACCUCAGCGGGCGGAUCCUCUGAUGACGCUGUGAGAAGAGUCUCUCCUGAUGAUUCAGUCUCCGACGAUGAAUGCAACCUGUACUACUACGACGCGGCUGCGGCUAGGAGAGUCGCCGUAGAGAGUAGUUCCAACAACUCUGUAGUACAUUCGGGUGCGGGUGUUAGUGGAUACAACGGUCGCUCUUCAGUAGUAGGGUGGGGUUGCGGGUGGGAGGUAUCGUUCGCACGCGCGGAAGGUCUACACGCACACGGGCACGCACGAGACGCGUGCGCACUGGGGGCUCGACUGGCCGCUGAACUACUGGCCAGCCCGCCCGCACUAGGAGGUGCCGGUGUUGGUUCCCUCCUGAGCGCGGCGGCGGAGGCUCGUCGUGCUCGUCGCCGCCACGCCCCCUCGCCCCGCCUGUGCGCCGCCAGCCAUCGGCUCUCAUGUCUAGCGUCCGCUACACUCGCUAAAUGCGCCUUUCUAUGUACUGUACUAGCUGAAUUUAACGAACAUCAUGAAUUAGCUUUCCGCGUUGGAUUGUAUGCUUUGGAGAUGGCAAGACCGCCCGCUAGCACGAAGGCUUUGGAAGUAAAACUCAAUAACCAGGAAACGGAAUUGGUUGCUUUGUUAAAAAAACUACCCACCGGAAUCGAACAACUUAUGUUGGCGAGAGAAAAAGCUGAACAACUACGCGAAGGAGUUCUGAGAAACCGUGGACCGGCAUUGCUGCCAAUAGCUUUAGCGAGUUUCCUGUUCGACGUACUAGUUUUAUCGGCUACGGACAAAGAAAACAAACACCCUGCGAGGUUGCCAACGGAUGAAAUGUUAGGAUUCGAAGCGGCGGUCGCAGCUUUGGGUUUAAAGGCAAACGUGUCAGAAGCUGAACACCCUCUAUUGUGUGAGGGAACGAGGAGGCAACGGGGAGAGUUAGCAUUAACACUACUGUCAUUCUAUAAAGACGACCCGGUUAAAUUGGCACGGAUCAUGAAUAAGCUGUUGGAUCGUGAUAUCCAUCAAUUAACGAAGGGCCCGAUGGUCAGCAUGUACUACACUAAUAACCCCCGUUUGGCGUACCGCGACUCGUCCUACCACGCACAUGCCACGCAUAUGCAACACACCGCACCGGUCAUGCCACAGGCGUCAGCAUGCCAGUUAGUGGGUGAUAUGGAUCGCCUGGCUGUAUCAGAGGGUGGUCCGUCGCCUCCCGCCAUGUCCCAUACCAUGCACACACACCCUCAACACAAUCAACACCCUCCACAUACUCCUCACCCUCAUCCCUCCCACACGCCGCACCCUCAUCCCUCUCACACUCCUCACUCACAACACUCACAGCAUCAGUCACACGCGCCGCCGCAUCAGUCGCUGCCAAGGUUGAAGGACUCGAGGUACAAAGGUAAGCGUGUAUACCCAUCAGUACCAAAUCAGCCUUCAGAAGCGUCAGCUCACUUUAUGUUUGAGUUGGCCAAGUCGGUACUAUUUAAAGCCGGCGGUUCGUCGAGUACUAGUUUAUUCACACAAACCUCAUGUGCUAGGGAGCACCACGGACCACACAGAGGUCUACAUAUGGCUGCAUUUCAACUCGGUCUUUAUGCGCUGGGUUUGCACAACUGCGUCAGUGCUAACUGGUUGAGUCGCACAUAUUCGUCACACGUCAGUUGGAUAACCGGUCAGGCAAUGGAUAUAGGAGCGCCCGCAAUUUUGUUCCUCAUUGACGCUUGGGAAGGACAUCUAACACCUCCAGAAGCGGCCGGGAUAGCAGACAAGGCGUCAUCAGGUUGUGAUGUCCACAUGGUACGUGCGGCGGCCGAGCUGGCGUUGUCAGUACUGCCUCACGCACACGCGCUCAACUAUAAUGAGAUACAGAGAGCCGUGCUACAGUGUAAGGAACAGAGCGACGCCAUGUUGGAACGAGCAUGUCUUACAGUCGAGGCAGCGGCCAAAGGGGGAGGUGUCUACCCCGAAGUUUUGUAUACCGUAGCCCGGUACUGGCACGAGUUAUAUCUCCGUCAAGCCACUGAGGAAGGUGAAACUCCUGAGGAAACUCAAUACCGCGCGCCGCCACCAUUGGCGGUACCAUUACCAUACCCGCUGCCAUAUCCCUUCGCUUACCACUACCCACCACCCAUAUAUCAGCUGCAAGUCGCGCAUCCACCACAGGUACAAUACGGCGGUGCUACAGCGGGUCACCCCGGACCACAGUACGCGUUGCCUCCAUACAUAGUACACGGGAUAGUAACAUCUACACACCCGCCGCCGAUGCCGCAACAUGUGCCACACGCACCACAUCCACCACCGAUGACCGUUAAUCAUCCGGCUCCAAUACCACCACCGUUGCCGGCAACACACGCGGCUGUACCAACAGCGGGUGUAAGCGGAGUGGUCACAGUAGGUACGGUCGGUACGGUCAGCGUGAGCGGAGUCAGCGGAGUCAACACGGUCAGCGGGGUCAGUGUUAGCGGGAACGGGGUCGCGCCGCCCGCCUUACCUCAAGCACAGCUCAGAAGACUUCUAGCUGCUUAUAGAGUGGGGAUGUUAGCGUUAGAGACACAAGCUAGAAGAGUUCACGAUGACCGUCCGCAGAAUAAGUUUGGAAGAAAUCCUCCAUACGGCGAGCACGUGAAAUGGUUACUACGUGUGUCAAAGCGUCUUGGUGCGCAGUAUUUGCACCAGUUUUGCGUGUGCGCAGUUAAUUCAGUUGUGUCACCGUUCGUGUUGUAUGAACUCUGCGUGGAGUCAGCGCAUUGGUUGGCUCGAGGCGGACCACAUCACCUCGUGAUGCAACACCUUAGAGGAACACUUGCACCACUUGUACAUAAAUGCCAACAGAUGUACAUUCAGUGCAUACAUCAGAAGCUUUAUCAUCUAACGCCGGUCGAGUAUGAAGAGUUUGUUGGGAUCGUGUUAUCAGCUCGCACUGCAUUCCAGUUGACUCCGGAGGGAAACACACAGUUCAAAGAGUGGCUGGCAUCUUUACGCAGAUCGAAGUCCUGCAAGAAGGAUCUGUGGACGCAGCUCAACGCGGCCCUUCAAACUAACGGCAAAUGA
This is a messenger RNA of Danaus chrysippus (African queen), 5010 nucleotides long. NCBI's taxonomy places the organism in Eukaryota, Metazoa, Arthropoda, Insecta, Lepidoptera, Nymphalidae. The record is from the annotation of a GenBank genome assembly.